AUGUCUUCCACGGGUGUGGCUCUGACCCCAGGUGGGGUGCAUCGCAUGAAAGCAGGAACAAGCCCUGCCAGUGCCGAGAGGGAGGCGGCUGUGAGACUGCAAAGAGCGAUCCGGAAAAUCCGAAAGAUCCGACAUGGCGCAGCAGCCAAGGCUGCGAUGAGCCCAGGAGAGAUCUUCUCAAUGACAAUGCCGAUGAGGAGGGUGGAUUUCGGCCUCUACGAGUUUCCAGCCUUUGCGCUUUUGUCUUCCAGAGUUGUCCUGGUUUCCUCGGUGAAAAAGUCUUCCUUGGCCGCUUACUUCGGUCUGCAGUGGGGUGACAUGCUGAUGCAACUGCAAGACCGCAGUGCAGACGAUUGGACCUGGCGAGAUCUUCGUGCCUUGCAACUGAGAAAAACCACCGAGACGACAGAUAUGGAUACGACCUGUGCCCUGCGAAGCUCCGGCGCGACCGGCGGCGCGGAGCGAGCUCGCUGGAGCUUCGCCAAAGGCAGCCGCGAGGAUCGCGAAGAGAUGGCGGCAGUACGGCUGCAGAGCCUUUGGCGCGGCCAUCGCGUACGAAGCUGCCAUGGCCAUCGGCCUCCGAUCGUAGCAGAAGCUGCGCCAGUGGAAGAUGAGAUUCAGCCCUUGCUGGUGAUUUCAACCGCUGAGCUUCAGCAUCUCUGUCUUCAGGAGCUGCCAGCAUUCUCGCAUUGGCUCUCGCGGCUCUAUGUUGUUUAUCAGGUGGGACCACGCAGUGAUGGCAGUGAGCAGCUUUUGGUGCUUUCUGACGGUGCCAUCAGGACCAAUUUAGAUCAAUUUAGAUCAAUUUGGGAUACCCUCUGGUAAACAAACGUAGCUAUUGAAAAUGGC
This is a messenger RNA of Cladocopium goreaui, 849 nucleotides long. The record is from the annotation of a GenBank genome assembly. Lineage: Eukaryota; Dinophyceae; Suessiales; Symbiodiniaceae.